GCUUCAUUUAACUUGUCUCAGUAUCACUUGUGGGUCCAUAUCACAGCUACAUUCAAGGUUCAUGGAGCAUCACUGAGGUGGUUUUUUGGCCAAGUCAAAUACUGAAAUGGAUGAAGGCAACAUCAGGAAGAGGAAGGAGUCACAGAAUGGUUCCACUGGCCACAGCAUGGACUGUCAGGCUAAAGAUAAGCAGCCUGUGAAGGCUACUGUGCUUCAAAAAGAUGUUGGUCUGUUAAGUGGCAUCUGUCUGAUUGUGGGGACAAUGAUUGGCUCGGGCAUCUUCAUUUCCCCUAAGGCUGUUCUGCUGUACUCUGGAGCUGUGGGACCCUGUCUCCUCAUCUGGGCUGCCUGUGGUGUGUUAUCCACUCUGGGAGCACUGUGCUACGCUGAGCUUGGAACCAUGAUCACCAAAUCUGGAGGAGAGUAUUCAUAUUUAAUGGAGGCUUUUGGCUCCCUUGUAGCCUACCUUUAUUCCUGGACCACUGUCAUGGUGCUGAAGCCUUCCUCCUUUGCCAUCAUCACACUGAGCUUUGCAGAAUAUGCCUCUACACCUUUCUACCCCGGCUGUACUCCUCCUAUUGUUGUUACCAAGUGUCUGUCAGCAGCAGCUAUAUUGUUGAUCGUAGGUGUCAACUGUUUGAGUGUCAAACUGGCAAGUUACGUGCAGAACUUCUUCACUGCAGCCAAACUGUUCAUCAUUCUUGUCAUAGUGGGAGCUGGCAUCGUAAUGCUGGCACAAGGAAAAACUGAGACUUUGUCAAAUGCAUUUGAUGGCACACCAUCGUCUGUUGGAGCAAUCGGACUUGCAUUUUAUAAUGGGCUUUGGGCUUAUGAUGGAUGGAAUCAACUGAAUUUCAUCACAGAAGAGCUGAAAGACCCAUUCAGGAACUUGCCACUGGCCAUCCUCAUUGGGAUCCCUUUGGUAUCUGUGUGCUAUGUGUUGGUCAACGUUGCUUACUUCACUGUUAUGACCACCACUGAACUGCUGCUGUCUCCAGCUGUUGCCGUGACAUUUGGAGACAGAGUCCUUUACCCUCUGUCGUGGAUUGUUCCCCUCUUUGUUGUCUUCUCUACAUUCGGCUCUGCCAAUGGAAGCUGCUUCACCGCUGGCAGAUUGGCCUACGUGUCAGGUAGAGAGGGUCACAUGGUGAAAAUCCUUUCCUAUAUUAGUCUGAAGCGAUACACUCCAUCCCCUGCUCUCAUAUUCAAUGGUGUUUUGUCUAUUUUCUACAUCAUCCCAGCAGACAUCAACACCCUCAUUAACUACUUUAGCUUUGCUCAGUGGGUGUUUUACGGUCUGACAGCGCUGUCUCUCAUAGUCAUGCGCUUCACCAGGAAGGAGCUCCAUAGACCAGUAAAGGUGCCGAUUGUCAUAGCAGGCCUAAUGGUCCUGGUGUCCUGCUACUUAGUCCUGGCUCCCAUCAUUGAUAAGCCAGAUCUGGAGUACCUCUACUGUACUAUCUUCAUCUUCAGUGGACUUCUCUUCUACUACCCUUUCAUCUACCGGAGGGUCAACUGGGCACGCAAACUCAUGAGACCCAUCACCAUGCAUCUCCAGCUGCUGAUGGAAGUAGUGCCUCCUGAGAAAACUGAAUGAGAGGAGAGAAAUCUGGUCAGGUCCACUCCUGCCACUUGAUGUGAAACACACCAAGCCCAGUUUUGGAAACAAUGGGCUCGAAAUUUGUUGCCAGAGUGAAUCUGAGACAAACAUCAGAGCUCACCUCAGUUUUAGCUGCAUGACAAAAGUAAAAGGGGGAUUCACUGUGUUCACAAACCUGUGUACAAGAUGAAAUCAUUUGUCAUUUGGGUUCAGGGAUGAAAAAAGAGAAUCCAUUUUUGGUGUGUGUCCUAUAAGAAUAGUUACAGUAAUGUUAAAAUUAAGGCGUAGGAGAGCUGGAUUAACCAUUUUGUCAUGAAGAAAUAAAUUACUUACAAAAACCUGAUGUUAGGUAGGAUAUUACUUUAAGAUACACAACUUUUUUAAAUGAAUUUAACCGGCAAUCAUAUUAAACCUUUCUUUGUGUAGUUAAUGUGCAACAAUGUUUUUACUGGGCCAAAGACCAUGUGAUGUAGAGCUGCUGGAGGAUUUGCAUAGAACUACACAAACGCAAAUGGAUUGUGGAAAACAACAUGAAGGCUCAGCAGAUCAUGCAACAAGAAACGUGUUUAUUUAUGUUGCUCCUGAGGAUGUGAACUGAAACAUCAGAGUUUCUUUAAUGAUGUUUGCACGUUGUUUAAUAUUAUGCUCUCACUCUUGUCUUUAAUGCUGGAAUUUACUGGAACAGUGCUGUAUUGUAUUAGCUGGUGGUUAUUAAAUGUAUCAAUCUAGUUGAGCAUAAAGUGGUCAUAAGAAAUAAACAAUUUGUGAUU
Molecule: messenger RNA, 2370 nt
Organism: Dicentrarchus labrax (European seabass)
Lineage: Eukaryota; Metazoa; Chordata; Actinopteri; Moronidae
Gene: slc7a9
Product: solute carrier family 7 member 9
Exons: 13
Coding region: 107-1597 (496 amino acids)
Biological process (GO): amino acid transmembrane transport
Cellular component (GO): membrane
Molecular function (GO): L-amino acid transmembrane transporter activity
Source: RefSeq, a predicted model, not a curated record